UAAUUUGGAUAGUCGGACAUUUUCAAGACCGAUCGAUCAUGAAUCUCGUUGGUGUUCUGCGCUCUCAUCGCCACGCGUUGCUGCGUGUUGCAGCCGCAACUAUAACCAUAGAAUCCGUUAUUCCUAAAGUUCAGAUUGCGGGGUUGUCUACUUCGUCGAACGCGCACUUGAAGGACAAAAAGCCAAUCCUGGAACUGCUUCAGCGCGUGGCAGAUGGAGAAGUAUCACCUCAAGAUGCGGCGGAGCUCUGCGGCCCUACAGCUGAAUAUGAGGCAGUGGGAGAUUUUGCAAAGAUUGACACAAAACGAGAGGCACGUACGGGUUUCCCAGAAGUGGUGUAUGCUGAGAGCAAGACCUCGGAGCAAGUGGCAGCUAUCAUGAAAGUCAUGAUUGACGGAGGCGAAGACAAUGUGAUGGCUUCACGCGUUACACGGCAAGCUGCUGACGAGAUCCGCGCUCUGAUUCCCGGUCAUCAUUUGACGUACUACGAGGUGCCACGGAUUUUGACAUCGAAAUCGCUGGAGAAUACACCGAAGAAAACGGAAGAAGAGGAAAAGGACACCCCCACUGCAUGUGUGCUCUGUGCCGGCACUUCCGAUCUUCCCGUCGCAGAAGAAGCCGCUGUCACACUUGAGCUGGCCGACUACCGAGUCACCCGAUUGUAUGACGUGGGUGUAGCUGGAAUUCAUCGCUUGUUGCGCAACCAGCACAUUCUGCGAGCAUCGGACGUCGCCAUUUGCGUUGCUGGGAUGGAUGGCGCUCUGCCUGGUGUUGUGGGAGGCCUCACGUCUUCUCCAGUGGUUGCAGUCCCUACGAGCGUCGGAUACGGUGCAGCGUUUGGCGGCCUGGCACCGCUGCUAACGAUGCUCAACGCGUGUUCUCCUGGCGUCGGCGUCGUUAACAUCGACAAUGGCUUCGGCGCCGCCGUCCUCGCAGAUGAACAACUGAAGAGGAUCGCCGAGUUUGGACGUGUACAUGGGACGAUUAUGCAGGAAGCGAGGCAAUACGUAAACAAUACGGAGAUGCAGUUGAGGCACCAAUUUGAAGAGGAGAGAGCGUCGCUACGUGCUCAAGCGGAAGAACACAAGUACAACCAGGGGGCGGCAAAGUCGACGAGAACUUAG
This is a messenger RNA of Phytophthora infestans T30-4, 1124 nucleotides long. RefSeq lists its product as uncharacterized. Gene Ontology annotation, molecular function: hydrolase activity. The coding region runs from base 39 to 1124 and encodes 361 amino acids. The record is from RefSeq and is a predicted model, not a curated record. Lineage: Eukaryota; Oomycota; Peronosporomycetes; Peronosporales; Peronosporaceae. Gene Ontology annotation, biological process: 'de novo' IMP biosynthetic process. The transcript is spliced from 7 exons.